AUGGCUAAAGGCUUCUACAUCAGUAAGACCCUGGGGGUGGUGGCUUUGAUUCUGGGAGUGGGGGCCAUAGCUGCCCUCAUUGCCCUGUCAGUGGUCUACACCCAAGAAAAAUCAAAAAAUGAGGUAAAGCCCACUGAUGGUGCUACCAAUGUUCCUACUACUGGUCUCACCCUGACCACCCUGACUCCAGCACCCUCAAAUGACCCCUGGGACCAGUACAGGCUCCCGGACACACUGAGGCCUGAGUACUACAACGUGACCCUGUGGCCCAGGCUGAGCGUGGACCAGAACGGCAUGUUCAUCUUCACCGGGAGCUCCAGCGUGGUCUUCACCUGCGUGAAGGAGACGGACCUGAUCCUCAUCCACUCCAACAAGCUCAACCUCACCACCUUCGACAUGGCCAGGUUGACCGCUGUUGGCCCUGCCGCCGUGCCGACCGUGGAGACCACCUGGCUCCAGACGGAGACGCAGUACCUGGUGGUGCAGCUCAGUGGCAUGCUGACUGUGGGACAGGCCUACCAGCUGGACACCGAGUUUCAGGGGGAGCUGGCCGAUGACCUCGGAGGCUUCUACAGGAGCGAGUAUGUCGAGGAUGGAGUCAAAAAAGUGGUAGCCACGACUCAGAUGCAGGCCACGGAUGCCAGGAAGGCCUUCCCUUGCUUUGAUGAGCCGGCGAUGAAAGCAGUCUUCUACAUCACACUGAUCCACGAGCCUGGGACCGUGGCUCUGUCUAACGGCAUGGAUAAGGAGAUGGUGAACACCACCAUAGAUGGCAUUGCAGUGAUUAGGACCACAUUUGAGCCAACACCGAGAAUGUCCACCUACCUUCUGGCUUUCAUUGUGUCAGACUUCACAUUUAUAGAGUCUAUGGAGAAAGACGUUUUGAUUCGAGUAUGGGCUCGCAGAAAGGCCAUCGAGGAAGGCCAGGGAGAAUAUGCCCUUAAUGUGACAGGGCCAAUCCUAAAGUUUUUUGAAAGCUACUACAAUGCCACUUACCCCCUCACUAAAUCAGAUCAGAUUGCCCUGCCAGACUUCAAUGCCGGGGCCAUGGAGAACUGGGGUCUUAUUACAUACCGAGAGACAGCUCUGCUCUACGAUGCAACAAGGUCCUCCAACGGAGACAAAGAGACCAUUGCCACCAUCAUUUCUCAUGAACUGGCUCAUAUGUGGUUCGGAAAUCUUGUGACGACGAAGUGGUGGAAUGACCUGUGGUUGAACGAAGGAUUCGCCACCUACGUCUCAUACCUGGGGGCAAACGACGCUGAGCCAGAAUGGGGCGUGAAAGACCUGAUGGUUCUGUAUGACGUCCACAGUGUGUUUGCAGUCGAUGCCCUAGCCUCUUCUCACCCUCUCUCCUUCAGAGAGGAGGAGAUCAAUAAGCCAGCGCAGAUCAACGAGCUAUUUGAUGGCAUUACCUACAGCAAGGGGGCGUCGGUGCUGAGGAUGCUCUCUAACUUCCUGUCAGAGGCAGUGUUCGUCAAAGGACUCCAAACCUACCUGAACCAGUUUGCGUUCAAUAACACCGUAUACACAGACCUCUGGAAUCACCUUCAACAAGCAGUGGACAGCACUCCCAGCCUGUCUCUCCCGCACAGCGUGAACGACAUAAUGAACCGCUGGAUCCUCCAGAUGGGCUUCCCUGUUGUCACCAUCGACACUCGCACAGGGGAGCUCUCCCAGAAGCACUUCCUCCUCGACCCGGAGUCCGUAGUUGAUAGGCCGUCAGAAUUCAACUAUGAGUGGUACGUUCCCGUAACCUGGACCAUGAUGGGUAUUCCACAGGAAUCAUUCUGGCUACUGCAGAAAACAGCAAUCCACGGACCAUUGAAAAUCACUGGGCCAGGGUGGGUACUGGCCAAUAUCAAUGUCACUGGCUACUACAGAGUGAACUAUGACAUCAGCAAUUGGGAACGCCUCCUCGCGCAACUCAGCUCAGACCACCAAAUGGUUCCUGUCAUCAACAGAGCCCAGAUUAUUGAUGAUGCUUUUAACCUUGCUAGGGCAGAAAUGGUAGCCACAACUUUGGCUCUGAGAACAACCAAGUAUCUCUCCCAAGAAAGAGAUUUCAUGCCAUGGGAGUCAGCCAUCGGCAACCUAGACUACUUCUUUCUCAUGUUCGACCGCAGUGAGGUCUACGGCCCCAUGCAGACUUACCUCAAGAACCAAGUCAGAGAUCUCUUCAUGUAUUACAAGAAUAUUACUUCAGACUGGACUGAACUACCCACUGGACACACUGAACAGUAUAACCAGGUGAAUGCUAUCUGGUUGGCCUGCAGCACAGGAGUGGAGGGUUGCCAGGAACUGACCGUAAAUUGGUAUCGUCAAUGGAUGAAUAACCCAGCCAAUAACCUGAUUGCACCCAACCUGAGGACGACGGUGUACUGCAGCGCCAUCGCAGCAGGGGGCGCUGAAGAGUGGGACUUUGGCUGGGAGAUGUUUAUGAGCGCCACCAUCGCCACCGAGGCGGAUAAGCUGCUGUCGGCCCUGGCCUGCACCAGGGAGCCCUGGCUGCUGAAGAGGUACCUGGAAUACACUCUGGACCCAAAUAAAAUUCGGAAGCAGGAUGCCACCUUCACCAUCAUGUACAUCGCUGGAAAUGUGGUGGGACAGACAAUGGCCUGGGACUUUAUCAGAGAGAGAUGGGAGUACAUUUUCACACAGUAUGGUGGUGGCUCUUUCUCGUUCUCCAAUCUUAUUGAUGGAGUCACCCAGAGGUUCUCUACAGAGUUUGAGCUGAAUCAGCUGAGGAGGUUUAAAGAGGACAAUGCGCAAAUAGGCUUUGGCUCAGGGGCACUGGCACUGGAGCAGGCCAUCGAGAGGACCGUGGCCAACAUCAAAUGGGUGGCGGAGAACAAGGACCCUGUGAUGAACUGGUUCCUCAGCGAAAUCCCAGCUCAGGAAACGACAAGCCGCAGCCUGCAUCGGCUGCAGCGCACUUCCCUGAGGAGGCCUUAA
Conger conger (European conger) is the source of this 2955-nucleotide messenger RNA. RefSeq names its product aminopeptidase Ey-like. NCBI's taxonomy places the organism in Eukaryota, Metazoa, Chordata, Actinopteri, Anguilliformes, Congridae. The record is from RefSeq and is a predicted model, not a curated record. Gene Ontology annotation, molecular function: metalloaminopeptidase activity; zinc ion binding; peptide binding. The transcript is spliced from 21 exons. Gene Ontology annotation, biological process: proteolysis; peptide catabolic process. Bases 1 to 2955 code for a protein of 984 amino acids. Gene Ontology annotation, cellular component: cytoplasm.